Messenger RNA from Doryrhamphus excisus (bluestripe pipefish), 920 nucleotides. Its product is annotated as cytochrome c-like. Gene Ontology annotation, molecular function: heme binding; electron transfer activity. NCBI's taxonomy places the organism in Eukaryota, Metazoa, Chordata, Actinopteri, Syngnathiformes, Syngnathidae. The record is from RefSeq and is a predicted model, not a curated record.
GAAAACUAUUUUUAAUGGCGGAAUUACAUACACAUUAUUUUAUAUGUGAGUACAUGUUUGUAUAAAUAAUAACCUAUUAUCAGAAAUAAUAAUGUGAACACAUUGUUGUGUGUCAACGAAUGUAACGUUCAUGCUCACCUGUGUGAGAUGAGUCGAGCAGGCAGACACGCCCUUCCGAAAUAUGAGACGUCAGAAACUACCCAACUUUCUUUUGAGAAGGGUGGUGUCGCAUCUGUACACUAACUUGAACAUACAGAAAGUUUCUAGCCAUGGGAGACAUAAACAAAGGGAAGAAGGUGUUUGUUCUGAAAUGUUCCCAGUGUCACACGGUGGACGAAGGCGGGAAGCACAAAGUAGGGCCCAAUCUGUGGGGUCUGUUUGGGAGGAAGACUGGACAGGCACCGGGCUUCUCUUACACACAAGCAAACAAGGAGAAAGGUAUUACAUGGGGUGAAGACACGCUGAUGAUUUACCUUGAAAACCCCAAAAAAUAUAUUCCGGGGACCAAGAUGAUCUUCAAUGGCCUCAAAAAGAAAAAAGAGAGGGAGGACAUCAUAGCAUAUUUAAAGGACGCCACCUCACCCAAAUAGGCACACAUGUCCAUGUAUGCUGUAACUGUGGACAACCAUUUUUUUAUGCCGUAUGUUACUGUACAUGUUUUAUUGCAAGCAUUGACAACUUCAAUUGUAAAUGUUAACAUGGACAUUGUUACUCUUAGACCUGUAUUUUGUGUGUUUUGCCGUUUACAGCCCUCUUUGUAAUUCUCAAAUUCUUACAUUUGCAUAUUUUGUACUGUCAAUCACUGACAAUCAGGCCUAAUACUUGCAUUGUAUUACGCCUGAUUGUAGACAGUACAUAAUAUAAAAAUUCAAUAGAUAUACAGUACCUAAAUAUUUGCAAUACAAUAAAUUAUUUGAUAC